Messenger RNA from Danio rerio (zebrafish), 493 nucleotides. The record is from RefSeq and is a predicted model, not a curated record. NCBI's taxonomy places the organism in Eukaryota, Metazoa, Chordata, Actinopteri, Cypriniformes, Danionidae.
GUAUUGUUUUCAGAUUUGCUUCACAGUCAAGAAUAAUGAAGGUUCUGCUGCUGGCUCUUGUUCUCGCACUGGUGUUUGCCAACGGCUCUUCCUUGACAUGUCACAGAUGUAUCCCUGACAUACCUGGAGGAAACUGCGGGUUCACUGAAGAGACCUGUGUCAACGAUCAAAAUGCGUGUGUAGCUGUCGCCUACAAGAAAUUUCCCUAUUCCUACUUCCGGAGGUGCAUCAACAUGGAAGACUGCUCGGCUCUUGAGUCCAAUCGCCAUUUAUAUGCCAGAUGCUGUCAGACGGAUCUCUGCAAUUAACCAACCCAUCAUCUAAACCCACAGAACACAAAGGAAAAGUGUGGCAUUUAAGAGGUGCAUAUCACAGAAUUAAUCAGUAGUAUUAUGUGGUUGUAUAGGCACAUAAUGAUUAUGUAUAUGGUGAUCUCACUAAUUCAUUUAGUUUUCAAAAUGCUUCAAAUAAAAACAAUUAUUAAAAAAUUAAA